AUGUCUCAGUACGAUUCCAUCGGCACUCGAUACGACGUCAUCAAGACAACAAGCUUCAACGAACUGGAACGGUUCAACUUCCAAAAGAGUGUUGGGCCCUUUCUGCAGCAAGCCGAAACCGCUGUCCUCGACCUAGCCUGCGGCACAGGCUUCUACUCCUGCCUCCUUUUGGACUGGGGAGCUGGUUCCGUGACCGGCGUCGAUCUUUCAGCCCGCAUGUUGGCAGGCGCAGAGGCUCGGCUGAGCCAGACUCGGCACGCCAAACGGGCACGCUUCGUCCAAGGAGAUGGUCUGGCGCCCAAGACAUACAGCGCAAGCCUCGACGCCUUUGAGGUGGUGACUGGCGCUUGGUUCCUCAACUACGCCCAGGACGUCAACCAGCUGACAUGCAUGUUCCGUACGAUUUCAACCAACCUCAAGUCCGGCGGUGUCUUUGUCGGUAUUUGCUUUCACCCCACGGAUGAUGUGACGGCCUUGGCGUCGGCUUUGCAUGGCGGCGUGUGGGCCGAGACGGGCGUCUGUUACCGGUACCGGGAGGAGCUUCCCGGCGGCAUAGGAUACCAGGUCCAGGUCUUUGGCCUUCCCCAGCCAGGCGCUCCGCCCUCGGUCAAAGGAGUCGAUUUUAUGUGCUAUCACCUCAAGAAAUGUCUAUACGAAGAGGCGGCACGGGCUGGCGACAUGCAGGGCAGGCUGGAGUGGCGGAGCUGUGAGUUCCUCGGUGAGGAGUGGCGGAGAGAAGUAGGUCUAGAUGGCAACGACGAGGACUGGCGGAGACUGCAGGAAUGCCCGCCGCUGAGUAUCCUUGUCGUGUGGAAAGACUAA
Messenger RNA from Hirsutella rhossiliensis, 822 nucleotides. RefSeq names its product methyltransferase domain-containing protein. The coding region runs from base 1 to 822 and encodes 273 amino acids. The transcript has a single exon. Lineage: Eukaryota; Fungi; Ascomycota; Sordariomycetes; Hypocreales; Ophiocordycipitaceae. The record is from RefSeq and is a predicted model, not a curated record.